CGGCGCUCCGCGCCCUGCAGACCCCUCGCGAGGCACAGAGGCCAGGGCGGCGCCGGGGCGGCGGGGAGCAUGAGGGCGGCUGGGGACCGGCUGGGCUCGGAGCUCUGCUAGGGAGCGGCGUGAGCAAUACAUUCGCCGGGACGCUGCGGAGGGCGGGAGCCGAGCGCCCGGGGCUGUGGGCAUUUCGGACGCGGACGCAAGGGACCCGGAGCCAGCCGGGGCUCCUGCACGCAGCCGACAUGGGCAACGCGGGGAGCAUGGAUUCGCAACAGACCGAUUUCAGGGCGCACAACGUGCCUUUGAAGCUGCCGAUGCCCGAGCCAGGUGAACUGGAGGAGCGCUUUGCCAUCGUGCUGAAUGCUAUGAACCUACCUCCUGACAAAGCCAGGUUACUGAGGCAGUAUGACAACGAGAAAAAAUGGGAGCUGAUCUGCGAUCAGGAACGAUUCCAGGUGAAGAACCCUCCCCAUACGUACAUUCAGAAGCUCAAAGGCUACCUGGAUCCAGCUGUAACUAGGAAGAAAUUCAGAAGGCGUGUUCAAGAAUCUACGCAAGUGCUAAGAGAACUGGAAAUUUCACUAAGAACCAACCACAUUGGAUGGGUCAGAGAAUUUUUGAACGAAGAAAACAAAGGCCUCGAUGUUCUUGUGGAGUAUUUGUCCUUUGCCCAGUAUGCAGUCACUUUUGACUUUGAAAGUGUGGAAAGUACCGUGGAGAGUACAGUGGACAAAUCAAAGCCCUGGAGCAGGUCCAUCGAGGACCUGCACAGAGGGAACAACCUGCCCUCACCUGUGGGCAACAGUGUGUCCCGCUCUGGAAGACAUUCUGCGCUUCGAUAUAACACUUUGCCAAGCAGAAGAACCCUGAAAAAUUCAAGAUUAGUGAGUAAGAAAGAUGAUGUUCAUGUCUGUAUCAUGUGUUUACGAGCCAUCAUGAAUUAUCAGUAUGGUUUCAACAUGGUCAUGUCUCAUCCACAUGCUGUCAAUGAGAUUGCACUAAGUCUGAACAACAAGAAUCCCAGAACAAAAGCUCUUGUCUUAGAGCUGUUGGCAGCCGUUUGUCUUGUCAGAGGAGGGCAUGAAAUAAUUUUAUCAGCUUUUGAUAACUUCAAGGAGGUCUGCGGAGAAAAGCAGCGGUUUGAGAAGCUGAUGGAACACUUCAGGAAUGAAGAUAAUAACAUAGAUUUCAUGGUGGCCUCGAUGCAGUUUAUUAACAUCGUAGUCCAUUCGGUGGAAGACAUGAACUUCAGAGUUCAUCUCCAAUAUGAAUUUACCAAACUAGGCCUGGAUGAAUACUUGGAUAAGCUGAAACACACAGAGAGUGACAAGCUGCAAGUCCAGAUUCAGGCUUACUUGGACAACGUGUUUGACGUGGGAGCUCUGCUGGAAGAUGCGGAAACCAAGAAUGCAGCCUUGGAGCGGGUGGAGGAACUGGAAGAAAACAUCUCUCAUUUGUCUGAAAAGCUGCAAGACACGGAGAAUGAAGCCAUGUCCAAGAUCGUGGAACUGGAAAAGCAGCUCAUGCAGAGGAGUAAGGAACUGGAUGUUGUCCGGGAAAUCUACAAAGAUGCCAACACCCAAGUUCACACGUUAAGGAAAAUGGUCAAAGAAAAGGAAGAAGCCAUUCAAAGACAGUCUACCCUGGAAAAAAAGAUUCAUGAACUGGAGAAACAGGGGACCAUUAAAAUUCAGAAGAAAGGGGAUGGGGACAUUGCCAUUCUGCCAGUUGUGGCCUCUGGCACCUUGUCCGGGGCGCCAGAGCUAGCAGUGGGUAGCUAUGUAGGACCAGUGACAGGGGCCACCUCCUCAGGACCCUCACUCCCUCCUCCCCCACCACUACCUCCGUCAUCAGACAUGCCUGAAGCAGCGCAAAACGGACCAGCAUCACCACCUAUGUCACCGCUUCCUCCCCCACCGCCUCCACCCCCCCCCCCCCCCCCUCCAGCCCCUCCGCUCCCAGGUCCUGCAGCUGAGGCUGUGCCAGCUCCUCCUCUACCCCCCCCCCCACCUCCCUCUGCACCCCCUCUGCCUGGGACUUCUUCACCCACAGUAGUUUUCAACUCAGGAUUAGCAGCUGUGAAAAUUAAGAAACCAAUCAAGACCAAGUUCAGAAUGCCAGUGUUUAACUGGGUAGCGCUGAAGCCAAAUCAGAUCAAUGGCACAGUCUUCAAUGAAAUCGAUGACGAGCGGAUCUUGGAGGAUUUAAAUGUGGACGAAUUUGAGGAAAUAUUCAAAACAAAAGCCCAGGGUCCUGCUAUUGAUCUUUCUUCAAGCAAGCAGAAAAUAACACAGAAGGGAUCAAGUAAAGUGACAUUAUUAGAAGCAAAUAGAGCCAAAAAUCUUGCCAUAACUUUGAGGAAAGCUGGAAAGUCUGCUGAUGAGAUAUGCAAAGCUAUCCAUGUGUUUGAUUUGAAGACACUGCCGGUUGACUUUGUUGAAUGUUUGAUGAGAUUCUUGCCAACUGAGAAUGAGGUGAAGGUGCUCCGGCUCUACGAGCGAGAGAGGAAGCCCUUGGAGAACUUGUCAGAUGAGGACCGCUUCAUGAUGCAGUUCAGUAAGAUUGAGCGGCUCAUGCAGAAGAUGACCAUCAUGGCUUUCAUUGGCAAUUUCGCAGAAAGCAUCCAGAUGCUGACCCCUCAACUUCAUGCAAUUAUAGCAGCGUCUGUCUCUAUCAAGUCAUCUCAGAAGCUCAAAAAAAUUCUGGAGAUCAUCUUGGCCCUUGGAAACUAUAUGAAUAGCAGCAAACGGGGAGCCGUUUAUGGAUUUAAACUUCAGAGUUUAGAUCUGCUCUUAGAUACAAAGUCAACAGACCGAAAACAAACACUGUUGCACUAUAUAUCAAAUGUGGUAAAAGAAAAGUAUCAGCAAGUUACUCUUUUUUAUAAUGAGCUUCAUUAUGUGGAGAAAGCUGCUGCAGUCUCCCUUGAAAACGUUCUGCUGGAUGUGAAGGAGCUACAGAGGGGAAUGGAUUUAACCAAGAGGGAGUACAGCAUGCACGACCACAACACCCUGCUGAAAGAGUUCAUCCUUCACAGCGAGGGCAAGCUGAAGAAGCUGCAGGAUGACGCCAAAAUUGCUCAGGAUGCCUUUGAUGAUGUGGUGAAGUAUUUUGGCGAAAACCCCAAGACCACACCACCCUCUGUGUUCUUCCCUGUCUUUGUUCGAUUUGUGAAAGCCUACAAGCAAGCAGAAGAGGAAAAUGAGCUGAGGAAAAAGCAGGAACAAGCUCUCAUGGAAAAACUGUUGGAGCAAGAAGCCCUGAUGGAGCAGCAGGACCCAAAGUCUCCUUCCCAUAAAUCAAAGAGGCAGCAGCAAGAGUUAAUUGCGGAAUUGAGAAGGCGACAAGUUAAAGAUAACAGACAUGUAUAUGAGGGAAAAGAUGGCGCCAUUGAAGACAUUAUCACAGCCUUAAAGAAGAAUAAUAUCACUAAAUUUCCAAAUGUUCACUCGAGGAUCUUAGAAACCAACCAUAUAGACGAGCCGAUGCGGUGAGACGAAGUGUGAGGCGACGCUUCGAUGAUCAGAACUUGCGUUCUGUUAAUGGUGCGGAGAUAACGAUGUGACGCCGAGACAUUGAGGAGAGGGUGUGAUGAAACUGCCGAUGUGAACUUUAUGUGCUAUCAUUUAGCUGCAGCCUUCAAUACAAAUGAAAUACUCUUUAAGGGCUCAGAUUUAGUAAACACAAGAAUCUAAAGAUGGGUUCUCCUUUUAACCCUUGUUAACAAGUGCCUAAAAUUGGAAGAAACUUGCUCAGAUUAAUCAAAGCAAUAGGAUUUGACUUAAAUCUUUUUACAUCAGUAUGUUGCUCAGUUUUUUAACCAAAAUAUAAAUUUC
Acomys russatus (golden spiny mouse) is the source of this 3833-nucleotide messenger RNA. RefSeq names its product formin like 2 (gene Fmnl2). Lineage: Eukaryota; Metazoa; Chordata; Mammalia; Rodentia; Muridae. Bases 240 to 3491 code for a protein of 1083 amino acids. The transcript has 27 exons. Gene Ontology annotation, molecular function: actin filament binding; small GTPase binding. Gene Ontology annotation, cellular component: cytosol. Gene Ontology annotation, biological process: cortical actin cytoskeleton organization; cell migration; regulation of cell shape. The record is from RefSeq and is a predicted model, not a curated record.